Messenger RNA from Egretta garzetta (little egret), 1897 nucleotides. It is a transcript of the gene SLC39A8, whose product is annotated as solute carrier family 39 member 8. Gene Ontology annotation, molecular function: zinc ion transmembrane transporter activity. Gene Ontology annotation, biological process: intracellular zinc ion homeostasis; zinc ion import across plasma membrane. Gene Ontology annotation, cellular component: membrane. Bases 1 to 1248 code for a protein of 415 amino acids. Lineage: Eukaryota; Metazoa; Chordata; Aves; Pelecaniformes; Ardeidae. The record is from RefSeq and is a predicted model, not a curated record. The transcript has 8 exons.
AUGGGCCUGGGUUUUGGGCAAAGGUACCGGUCCAGUGGUGAGACCGGCUUGCGGCAGGGGAGAAACUGCCAUCCAUCAUGCUUGACUGGUGAGGAAAUUUUUUCUCUGCAUGGGAUACUGAACAACAGCCACGUAUCAAAUUCAAGCUUCUCUACAAUAUGUCCUGCUGUUUUGCAACAGCUAAUUUUUCACCCAUGUGAUCGUCAGGAAAACUUUGUGGAUACAUCUAAACCACAUUCUUCACAAGUUUGGGGAUUUGGGUUCCUGGCUGUGACUAUCAUUAACUUGGCAUCACUUCUGGGAUUGAUUUUAACUCCCUUCUUAAAGAAGUCAUAUUUCCCCAAGGUUUUGACCUACUUUGUGGGCUUGGCCAUCGGUACUCUCUUUUCUAAUGCAAUUUUCCAGCUCAUUCCAGAGGCAUUUGGGUUUAACCCCAAAGUCGAUAACUAUAUUGAGAAAGCAGUUGCUGUGUUUGGUGGAUUCUAUAUUGUCUUCUUUGUGGAAAGGAUUCUUAAAGUGAUAUUGAAGAUCUAUAACCAGGGUGGCCAUAAUGACUCUGAAAAUGGUGAACAGAAUUGUUCUCAGGAUAAGACUAAUCCACCCAAACCACUGUCAUCCAGCAAUGGGGGAACGUGUUAUGCAAAUUCAGCCGUCAUAGAGAGCAAAGGAGAUCUUGGUUUUGACAGCAUCAGUGUGAUCUCAGCACAGGAAGAAGCCACCCAAGGCGGCUUGUGCAAGUGUCUUAACGGGCGUCCACUGUCAAAGAUUGGGACCAUUGCUUGGAUGAUAACACUGAGUGAUGCCGUACAUAAUUUCAUAGAUGGUUUGGCUAUUGGUGCUUCUUUUACUUUGUCUCUGCUUCAGGGGCUUAGUACCUCCAUAGCCAUCUUGUGUGAAGAGUUUCCUCAUGAACUGGGGGAUUUUGUCAUCUUGCUUAAUGCAGGAAUGAGUACUCGGCAGGCUCUGUUUUUCAACUUCCUGUCUGCAUGUUCCUGUUACGUUGGGAUGGCUUUUGGCAUAUUAGUAGGCAACAACUUUGCUCCUAACAUCAUCUUUGCCAUAGCGGGUGGAAUGUUCCUGUACAUCUCUCUGGCAGAUAUGUUCCCAGAGAUGAAUGAUAUGCUGCGAGAAAAAGUGACGGGAAGAAAGAUGGAUCUCACAUUCUUCCUGAUUCAGAAUGCUGGGUUACUAACGGGGUUUACUGCUAUACUGAUGAUUACCUUGUAUGCAGGAGAUAUUGAGCUGUGAUAAUGCAAGUGAAAAUGGAAUCACUACUGAAGACAUCACGUAAAUUACAAACAGAAGACACUUGAAAUCCUUAAAGGGACAUUCAUUUAAUCUACUUGGUUUUGAAACGGUGACAAGUCCCAUCCUGUCCCCCUUGCUCCAAAUACAGGGAAUUCUUCUUUAGUCCAAAUAGUAGGAGCUGUCAACUUCUGUACUAUGCCAGAGAACCAAUUCUAAUAUUUUUAUUUCUACUUAAAAUUAUCAGACGUGUCUGAACUGUCAUAGACAAAGGAUGUUACUUGGCCAGUAGAAUUAUGCAAUACAUGCAACUACAUGCAACUCAAGACCAAAUGAAACCUGAGGUCUUCAAGGAAGAUGCUUAUUUAAUAGAAAAUAAUGGAGUCUCAUACCCUUUUUAAACUGUGAUGAAGGCAAGCAGUUUGAAAGCUGGUUAAUUUUCAUGACUUUUGUUGCAGGAUUUGUCUUUGUAACAUUCCUCCCCCCUUCCCCCCCAAAAUUAAACUAUUUCAGAGUAGGUGCUAAUGAAGCUAAGAUUUUUAAUUUCUAAUUAACACUGGAAGGAAAGAUACCAGUUACUGCUUUUGAUCUUUUCUCUUUAUAAGUGCACUAGGGAAUUGUUGAUUUAUUUUGAGAACCACUUUUUUUAAUU